AUGUCGACCGAGAGCAAAAUCACCAACUGGGUCGAUCCCAAUGACAAAUCCGGAGAAUUCAAGCGCAAACCAUCCGCUUUUCGGAACUGGAUCUCGAGGGAAGCUGGAGCGCAGUUCCCGCCGGAAAAGGGCCGGUAUCAUCUUUACGUGUCCUAUGCAUGCCCUUGGGCGCAUCGGACGUUGAUUACUCGAAAGCUGAAGGGCCUAGAGGACUUUAUCUCUAUUACAUCCGUGCACUGGCAUAUGGGCGAGCAAGGAUGGCGGUUUGUGACUCCUGAUGAGAAACUUCCUGGCGAAACGCAUCCGGACCCAUUGCACAAUUUCUCGCAUAUCCGCCGGAUCUACUUUGAGUCGGAUAAGAAUUAUGAGGGUCGAUUUACGGUGCCAGCGUUGUAUGACAAGAAGACAAAGCGGAUCGUGAGCAAUGAGAGCUCCGAAAUCAUUCGCAUGUUCUACUCUGAAUUCGACAGUCUUCUACCGGAGAAAUACCGGAGUAUCGAUCUCUUCCCUCAAAAUCUGAGGAAGGACAUCGAGGAAACGAACGAGUGGGUAUAUGACACCGUAAACAACGGCGUCUACAAGUGCGGAUUCGCAACAACUCAAGAAGCCUACGAAGCAGCCAUCUGGCCCCUCUUCUCCUCCCUCGACCGCAUCGAAUCCCACCUUGCCUCGAAAUACGAUCCUUCAGACCCAUCCAGCAUCUACUUCUUCGGAAAUACCGUCACCGAAGCCGACAUACGCCUGUAUACCACAAUCAUCCGCUUCGACCCGGUUUAUGUGCAGCACUUCAAAUGCAACGUGCGAGACAUUCGCUCCGGGUACCCGGCUAUCCAUCGCUGGCUAAGACACUUGUACUGGGAUAUUCCGGCGUUCGGUGAGACGACAGACUUCGAGCAUAUCAGGAAACACUAUACCAAGAGUCAUAAGCAGAUCAAUCAGUUUGCGAUUACGCCGGUGGGGCCGGUGCCGGAUAUUCUGGGAAAGGAUGAGGAGGUUGGAGCUGUCCAGAAGAAGAUUUGA
Coccidioides posadasii C735 delta SOWgp is the source of this 1020-nucleotide messenger RNA. It is a transcript of the gene ECM4, whose product is annotated as S-glutathionyl-(chloro)hydroquinone reductase. Gene Ontology annotation, molecular function: glutathione transferase activity. Gene Ontology annotation, cellular component: cytoplasm. Lineage: Eukaryota; Fungi; Ascomycota; Eurotiomycetes; Onygenales; Onygenaceae. The record is from RefSeq and is a predicted model, not a curated record.